Didymella exigua CBS 183.55 is the source of this 1140-nucleotide messenger RNA. RefSeq lists its product as uncharacterized. The coding region runs from base 275 to 715 and encodes 146 amino acids. The transcript has 2 exons. Lineage: Eukaryota; Fungi; Ascomycota; Dothideomycetes; Pleosporales; Didymellaceae. Gene Ontology annotation, molecular function: carbon-sulfur lyase activity. The record is from RefSeq and is a predicted model, not a curated record.
AAACAGGGAGCAGAAGGCCUUUCAGCUGACCUCGCAUGUUGUACGUGCAGUGCCCAUGCAUCCAGUUGGCUGCUGGCUACAGCCGAGACAGGUGGCCUUGGUCCCGCAUUGUGGAGUUGCACGCGAUGAAAAUCGGGGAAACUACACAUCUUGAUUCGGAAUACCAGGCAGCAACUUUGGUCAAAGUAAACCACAGAUCUUCUCCUUCAUACGAUCAUCCCCUACUAAUUUGCUGGCCCACUCCAUCACCGAAUCUUUACAACUGUACAUUAGCAUGUCCGACAGCAAGACACCAACCCAAACAUACAAGGCGUCCUGCCAUUGCGGCGCCUUCGCAUACACCAUCGAGACCCCUUCUCUCAAUAAUGAAUCCACCGAAGUCGUGCACUGCAAUUGCAGCAUCUGCAUGCGCAAUGGCUACCUCCUGAUCUACGUGCCAAACGACCAGAUCACAUUCACCAAGGGCAGCGUCGAAGAUUUUAAGUCUUACACAUUCGCGACACACUCAGUUGCGCACUACUUCUGCCCUACGUGUGGCACCUCGUGCAUGGCGCGAAGUAUCCGGCCAGGUUUCUUUGACGGUACGAGUAUCGUCAAUGUGAGGCUGUUUGAGGAUGUGGAGUUAGAGAAGUUAAAGAUCAAGGAGAUGGACGGGAGGAGUUAUACCAAAGAGACAGCGGAGGCGAGGGUUGCGGGGAUUGAGGCGGAGAUGUAGGGGAAAUAAAAGGGUGCACGAUGUCGGAUUUCGAAGAGAAUGAGGAAAAACUCUGAGCUCCCUUUGAGAAGAACUUUUGUUGGGAGUUUUACGCAAAAAGUUUUGAGGUUCUCAUUCACAGAGAGCAUGAUCUAAGCUGAUCAAAUGUUCAAUCGACUCAAUUCCUCCAGCAGCUCAGGAGAGGCAGCGUCACGAGUCAGUACUUCCACUUCCUCGAGAUGCUCCUGGCGCUCUGUGUAUGCGUGUAUGUCGUACAUCAUCUUGACGAAUUGUCUGUGUUGGGGCAAAUAUUGUGCUGAAGUGGUGCUGUAUUUGUCAGGGCUAUCAUCGGUAACAUGACUGCCUGGAAGAUGUCAGUCAUGCGUUAUGAUAGACAAGCAUUUAUAGCUUACACCAGCCAGUCAUUUGGAAAGCCUGCAUAGUGA